AUGGCAGUCGUCAUCCGUUUACAGGGAUUGAGGAUCACGGCUGGUUCUCAAGAUAUUCGCAAAUUCUUCACUGGACUCAAAAUUCCAGAUGGUGGUGUACAUAUAAUUGGAGGUGAGCGAGAGGAAGCGUUCAUUAUUUUUGCUUCCGACGAAGAUGCAAGAAGAGCUAUGACGCGCUCGGGUGGACAAAUUAAAGGGGGACCUGUGACAUUGCUGCUCAGUAGCAAGACGGAGAUGCAGAACAUACUUGAAAAAAGUACAAAGAAUGUAGAGAAGGAUCAAAAGAGUCAUUCUGAGGACAAAUCAAGGCAUCCCCGAAGAUCUGUGGAGUCCGACACCAACAAGAGGUCAGCCAGUAGAGCAGACAUCUCUCCACCACCACGCCAAAAGAGAUCCUUAAACAAAGCGUCUUCGUGUGUUUUUCUCAAAGGAAUGCCCUUCAGUGUGUGUGAAGGAGACAUUGUUGAGUUUUUCACAGGUUUACAUGUCAUUGACAUUAUCUUGUUAAGAAAUAGAGCUGGAAAAAUCAAUGGAAUGGGUCUCGUGAAAUUUUCCACCCCCGAUGAAGUAGCGGAAGCCAUGAAGAGGAAUAGGGGAUAUAUUGGUUCCCGGUAUGUGGAUAUUUUCCCAUCGUCAGAACAAGAUUGGGACUGGACACUCGAACGAUUGCAAUCCAGGGGUGGAGACCCAGGGGGUGACCAGUUUGAAAGACGUGGAUCACCUCCACGUGGUCAAAAGAAUUUCCAACACCAUACGAGGUCAGAGUCACCUGAAGGCCAAAGGGUGUCAUCGUCUAGUGAGGAGUACUGUGUUGUGGUGGACAACGUCUCCUUUGCAGUGGAAAUAGAUGAUAUGAAAAGAUUUUUCCGCCACGCAAGACUCAACGAUGACCAGAUUUUGUUCACAAAUUCUGACGACAAUAAAAAUAGGUCUGCAUUUGUACUAUUCAAGACACUGCGAGAGUAUCGUGAGGCAUUGGAUCAGGAGACAAAAUCCUUUUUCAAUCGAUUGGUUCAUGUCCGGCCAAUCUCAAGAGAAAAAGUGAUAGCCAUUAUGGAAUCUCAGAACAUGCAUGACAGCUCUUCUGGAAACAUGAGAAGGAUUAAUGAGAGGCCUUCAGUCCGUUCCCGGGAUCAUUCCGACCCAGAGAAGUGCGUACUUCUGCAAAAUCUGCCCUCUGAUGUGCGCAAAGUGGAGGUCAUGGACUUCUUCAUUGGGAUGAAUAUCUCUGAAGAGGACGUGCACUUGCUCCGUGACGAUACAGGUGCGGGGACCGGCAAGGUCUUGGUUCUGUUCUCUUCUGAGGCAGAAGCCGCAAGGGCGCUUGAUCUUGAUGGGCAAAGGUUUCUCGGCACAGUGGUUGCUGUUAGAUGCAUUUCGCGUUCUCAGAUGCGGGAGCUGCUUGCUGGGCCGCAGGCGGUUCCCGGGCCACAGCGAAGAUUUAAUGAGUUUCAAGGUGCUGGUGACGGCAAGUACACUGACUUCAGGGGCUCUCAAACUGGUAAAGUGCCAAUGAAUAUGGGGCCUGCAACCCACAGAGGCUAUGAUUCUUCUAAAGAUCAGUUUGAAAGCGGAAACGGCGCUCGUACUAGUGGCGGUCCUCGGACUGACCACUUCACCCAGCCCACCUGUGUAAAGCUAAUUAAUCUGCCAUUCCAAGUUAAAACAGAAGAAAUCUAUGAUUUUUGCCAUGGAUAUCGCAUUAUCCCAGGGUCCAUCGUAUUGCAGUAUGACAAGAGUGGAGCAUCUCGAGGUACAGCAACUGUAGUGUUUGAGACUCGGCAGGAGGCGAUAAUAGCAGUGGAUGAACUCAAUGGGAGGCCGAUAGGUGCUCGAAAGAUUCAACUCAUCAUUCUUUAA
Molecule: messenger RNA, 1860 nt
Organism: Nerophis lumbriciformis (worm pipefish)
Lineage: Eukaryota; Metazoa; Chordata; Actinopteri; Syngnathiformes; Syngnathidae
Source: RefSeq, a predicted model, not a curated record